AUGAUGAUGUUUCGUGAGGCACUUGAAGCAAAUAACCUGUUUGAUAUGGGUUGUGUAAGGAAUUCUUUUACAUGGAGCAUUGGUCAUGAUGAUCAUACUUUCACAAAGGAGAGGAUUGACAGGUAUGUUGCAAAUAAAGAAUGGAGUGAGAGGUUCCAAACAACAGUUGUGGAAGGACUUGUUGUAAGGAGUUAUGACCAUAAACCUAUUCUAAUGACUACUAAAAAAGAAAGUAAAGGGAAGAGGAAAAGAAAGUUUGUCUCAAGCUGGUCAAAGGAAAAGGAAUGUGAGUUGAUGGCGAAAGAAGUUUGGGCAAGGAAGCAGCUGACACAUGAACCUCUCAAGGAAAUUCAGAAUCUAUUAAGCAGAUGCGUGGAGAAUUAG
Molecule: messenger RNA, 384 nt
Organism: Juglans microcarpa x Juglans regia
Lineage: Eukaryota; Viridiplantae; Streptophyta; Magnoliopsida; Fagales; Juglandaceae
Exons: 1
Coding region: 1-384 (127 amino acids)
Source: RefSeq, a predicted model, not a curated record